This is a messenger RNA of Cebus imitator (Panamanian white-faced capuchin), 1256 nucleotides long. RefSeq names its product centrin 1 (gene CETN1). Gene Ontology annotation, biological process: mitotic cell cycle; centriole replication; nucleotide-excision repair. The record is from RefSeq and is a predicted model, not a curated record. Gene Ontology annotation, cellular component: centrosome; centriole. Gene Ontology annotation, molecular function: calcium ion binding. NCBI's taxonomy places the organism in Eukaryota, Metazoa, Chordata, Mammalia, Primates, Cebidae. The coding region runs from base 38 to 556 and encodes 172 amino acids. The transcript has a single exon.
UGGGCGGCGCCGUUGGGGUCACAGCCGCGGCGUGAGGAUGGCUUCCAGCUUUAAGAAGUCCAGCGCUGCUGCCACCAGCCAGAAGAGAAAGGUGGUACCUAAGCCCGAGCUCACUGAAGAUCAGAAGCAAGAAGUUAGAGAAGCGUUUGACCUCUUCGACGCUGACGGAAGCGGGACCAUCGAUGUGAAGGAGCUGAAGGUGGCCAUGAGAGCGCUGGGCUUCGAACCCAGGAAGGAAGAGAUGAAGAAGAUGAUCUCUGAGGUGGACAAGGAGGGCACGGGGAAGAUCAGCUUCAAUGACUUCCUGGCCGUGAUGACUCAGAAGAUGUCUGAGAAGGACACCAAAGAAGAAAUUCUGAAGGCCUUCAAGCUCUUUGAUGACGAUGAGACCGGGAAGAUCUCGUUCAAAAACCUGAAGCGCGUGGCCAACGAGCUGGGGGAAAACCUCACGGAUGAGGAGCUGCAGGAGAUGAUCGACGAAGCUGAUCGGGACGGGGACGGCGAAGUGAAUGAGGAGGAGUUCCUUCGGAUCAUGAAGAAGACCAACAUUUACUGAAGUCGGUUCAGAAGCUAAAGUGACUCUGGGUUCCCCGCUUCCGUUUUGUGAAACUUUCGAGGACAGCGGCUUCCUGUCCUUUCUUCACCCCACCCCCACCCCCAUAAUUUUGUCUAGAUCUAUUUCCAUAUCUCUAGCUCAAUUAAUAGAAUUUGAAAGAUGCUUAUAACGUGGGUUUUGGUUUUUAAUUCUCAAGAGCCAACCUGGAGCACAUGAGGUUAAGCAAAGGCCCCUGAAGUUGGAGUGCCCCCUCCAUUUGCCCUGCGCUGAACUUGCAGAGACAUCCGUUGAGCUGGAGGCAGGACAGCUUCUGGGACACACAAAAAUAUGGUUCCCUUGUCACUUCUUUGGUGGUCUUAAAUUAUGUUGCUUCAUAUAUCAUUCCUUAAAUUCCAGUAAUUGUUCCAGCAUAAUGAGAAGGAAUCUGCCAGUGGAUUUGCCUGGCCUGUCCACUUAGCUGAAUACCAGUUUGAAGGAAAACAGGGUGGCCACUUACAAACUGACUGAGCUCGGGACAGAUAAUCUUAUAAAGGAUAGGGUUGCCUGGGGUGGUAGUAAGUUGUGCAAUUUAGACUAUUCACUGGCUUCAUACAUGCAAAUGAUUCUUCGUUUGUGUGUAAAUUGUCCACCGUGGGUUUAUCUAAGGCCAGUAUGUAUACCAGGGAUACAGAAUAAAAAUAAAAUCUAAUAUUGGCCCAAG